GAAUAUGCCAUGGUUAUGUACGAGUCAGACAUUCUCAGAUGCCAAGUCGGUUUAAGCUAACUCUCCUUUCCUUUCAUUUUAUUUGCUUCCACAUGCACUCUUUCUCUUUCUGUCCAUUUUCUCUGCUUUCGCCUCCGCUUUAUCUCUAUCAGGAUCCUGGAGCUUGUCUUGGAGGUGGUUUUGGCGCUUGCAAAUUCUGGUUUAUUUACGAAAAUUUUGAAUUAAUUGUUGUAAGAGUGAACUGUUGCAAGAUUGUUCGAUGGGUUCUGAUAGGUUACUUGAUAGCCUCAGAAUGGAGAGGGUGAGGACGAUUUUGACACAUACUUAUCCUUACCCACAUGAGCAUUCACGUCAUGCCAUCAUUGCUGUGGCUGUGGGUUGCCUGUUCUUUAUUUCUUCAGAUAACAUGCACACUCUAAUAGAAAAGCUGGACAAUAAUGUUAAAUGGUGGUCUAUGUAUGCUUGCCUACUUGGUUUCUUCUAUUUCUUUUCUUCACCAUUUUUAGAGAAGACUAUCAAACCCAGUUAUUCAAAUUUCAGCCGGUGGUACAUAGCUUGGAUUUUAGUUGCAGCUCUGUAUCAUCUCCCCAGUUUUCAAUCAAUGGGAGUAGAUUUGAGGAUGAAUUUAUCUUUGUAUUUGACAAUAUAUUUAUCUUCAAUUUUAUUUCUGCUUGUCUUCCACAUUAUUUUUCUUGGAUUAUGGUACGUUGGUCUUGUUUCUCGUGUUGCUGGAAAGAGGCCUGAGAUCUUGACCAUUCUCCAAAAUUGUGCAGUUCUCAGCAUAGCCUGCUGUGUAUUUUAUAGCCACUGUGGUAACCGUGCUAUCUUGAGAAAUAAACCACUUCCAAGAAGAAAUUCUAGUUGGUUUUCUUUUUGGAAGAAAGAAGAGAGAAAUAAUACCUGGCUUGCAAACCUUGUCCGCAUGAAUGAAUUAAAAGAUCAGUUCUGUUCAUCUUGGUUUGCUCCAGUUGGUUCUGCAAGUGAUUAUCCGCUUUUGUCCAAGUGGGUCAUAUAUGGUGAGUUAGGUUGUAGUGGAAAUGAAUGUGUGGGUUCAUCAGAUGAAAUCUCUCCUAUUUACUCGCUAUGGGCAACUUUCAUUGGGCUUUACAUUGCCAAUUAUGUUGUAGAAAGGUCAACAGGGUGGGCUCUUUCUCACCCAUUGUCAGUUCAAGAGUAUGAAAAGUUGAAGAAAAAGCAAAUGAAGCCCGAGUUUUUGGAUAUGGUUCCUUGGUAUUCAGGAACAUCUGCUGAUUUAUUCAAGACAUUAUUUGAUCUCCUGGUAUCAGUAACUGUGUUUGUUGGUCGCUUUGACAUGCGGAUGAUGCAGGCAGCAAUGAGCAAAGUUGAAGAUGGAGCACAACAGGGAGAUCUUUUAUAUGAUCAUUUUAGUGAGAAAGAAGAUCUAUGGUUUGACUUUAUGGCUGAUACUGGUGAUGGUGGGAACUCAUCUUACACUGUUGCUCGACUACUUGCCCAGCCUUGCCUUCAGCCUACUGGAGGUGAUUCUGCACUGUCACUACCGCGUGGAAACUUUCUCCUUAUAGGAGGGGAUCUUGCAUAUCCUAAUCCAUCAGCAUUCACUUAUGAGAGGCGUCUGUUUUGUCCUUUUGAAUAUGCUCUACAGCCCCCUCCUUGGUAUAAACAAGAGCAUAUAGCUGUGAACAAGCCUGAGCUACCAGUUGGGGUGUCUGGACUGAAGCAGUAUGAUGGACCUCAGUGUUUUGUCAUUCCUGGAAACCACGAUUGGUUUGAUGGACUUCAUACUUUCAUGAGGUACAUUUGUCAUAAGAGCUGGUUGGGUGGGUGGUUUAUGCCCCAAAAGAAGAGCUACUUUGCUUUGCAACUCCCAAAGCGAUGGUGGGUUUUUGGUCUUGAUUUAGCACUCCACAAUGAUAUUGAUGUGUACCAGUUCAAAUUCUUUGCGGAACUAAUAAAGGAGAAGGUUGGAGAAAAUGACUCAGUAAUCAUUAUGACACAUGAACCAAAUUGGCUGCUCGAUUGGUACUGGAAUGAUGUUUCCGGAAAGAAUGUCUCACACCUGAUAUGUGAUUAUUUGAAAGGAAGGUGCAAACUUCGAAUAGCUGGGGAUGUGCAUCAUUAUAUGCGUCAUUCAUAUGUUCCAUCAGAAGGGCCGGUUUACGUGCAACAUUUACUUGUAAAUGGAUGUGGUGGUGCAUUUUUACAUCCUACUCAUGUCUUUGCUAAUUUCAAAGAAUUUUGUGGAACAAAAUAUGAUACCAAGGCAGCUUAUCCUUCUCUAGAAGAUUCAAGCAGGAUUGCAUUGGGAAAUAUUUUGAAGUUUCGAAAGAAGAACUGGCAAUUUGAUUUCAUUGGUGGCAUUAUAUACUUUUUGUUGAGCUUCUCUAUGUUCCCCAGGUGUAAGCUUGGCCACAUCCUGCAAGAUGAUAAUUUUUCUGGUCACUUGUGGAGUUUCUUUGGCACUGUGUGGAAUUCUUUUAUGUACGUGCUGGAACACUCUUGUGUAUCAUUGGCAGGUGUUGUGGUAUUGCUAAUAGUGGCAAUCGCAUUUGUCCCACCCAAAAUGUCUCGAAAGAAACGGGCAAUUAUUGGAAUUCUUCAUGUUUCCUCGCAUCUGGCUGCAGCUCUAAUUCUUAUGUUGCUUUUGGAAUUGGGUGUUGAGACGUGUAUCAGACAUAAUCUUCUAGCAACUUCAGGCUAUCACACUUUAUAUCAGUGGUACCGAUCAGUAGAGAGUGAGCACUUUCCAGAUCCUACUGGCCUUCGAUCUCGAAUAGAACAAUGGACAUUUGGGCUUUAUCCAGCAUGCAUCAAAUAUCUCAUGUCUGCAUUUGACGUUCCUGAGGUAAUGGCAGUUACACGGAGUAAUAUUUGCAAGAAUGGGAUUGAGUCACUGUCAAGAGGGGGUGCUAUCAUUUAUUAUGCUGCUGUCUUCCUCUACUUCUGGGUCUUCUCAACGCCAGUUGUUUCUUUGGUUUUUGGAAGUUACUUGUACAUCUGCAUUAACUGGCUUCACAUACACUUUGAUGAAGCAUUUUCUUCACUUCGAAUUGCUAAUUAUAAGUCCUUCACUCGAUUCCACAUCAAUAAGAAUGGUGAUCUUGAAGUGUAUACGCUUGCAGUUGAUAAGAUCCCAAAGGAAUGGAAGCUGGAUUCUAAUUGGGAUGCGGAACCAAAGCAGCUGCAGCAGUUGAGUCACCAUCGGCAGUUUCCUAGCAAAUGGCGAGCGGCCACUUCUCAGUUGGACCCACUAAAUACUGUUAAAAUAGUUGAUCACUUUGUUAUUCCACAAACAGAAAACCAGAUAUCGGAGCAAGUAUUGGAUCAGUAAUUCACUGAUCUUGAUGCUCAAUAACAUAAAUGUAAUAUCAUCAUUUAGGAAGCAGUACACGGGGAGGGGAGAAGAAAAAGAAAGAAAAAGAAAAUUAGUUAUGGAACUGAUUUCCAUUUUUCAAUUUCUAAUUCCUGAUCAAUUAUCAGGCUGUGAAAUCGAGUAGCGUAGUUGUUCCUAUUUGUUUGGGUUUCACUCAAACCCAUUGUAUAUUGUAAUAUUUAGGCUUAUCGUCCUUUAGAUCAUUUGCAUGUCAAAAUGAAGUGCCCAUCUGAUGAUUAUGAUCUGUGUCUGUCUCAAUCUUAAUCAGACUCUUUUUUACUUUAAAA
Molecule: messenger RNA, 3639 nt
Organism: Jatropha curcas
Lineage: Eukaryota; Viridiplantae; Streptophyta; Magnoliopsida; Malpighiales; Euphorbiaceae
Source: RefSeq, a predicted model, not a curated record